AUGGCAGAAUCCCGUCUUUCAGUUUCUCAGGACCAGCUUACCUGCUCAAUCUGUCUGGAUCUACUGAACGAUCCAGUGACCAUUCCCAGUGGACACAGUUUCUGUAUGAGCUGUAUUUCACGCUCCUGGGAUCAGGAUAAUUGGAAUACCCUUUACCGCUGUCCUCAGUGCAGACAGACCUUCACUCCAAGACCAGCUUUAAAUAAGAACGUGGUGAUUGCACAAAUGGUGGCAAACCUGAACAGAACACAACGCCAGACUAAUGAUGUUUCUCCUUGUUAUGCAGAUUUUGGAGAUGUGGAGUGUGACGUUUGUACAUCUGUUAGAAAACGCAAAGCCGUCAAGUCAUGUCUGGUGUGUCUAAAUUCUUUCUGUCAAAGUCACCUUCAGCAACACGAGAGUCUCUUUGAAGGUGAGCGACACUAUUUGAUGGAUGCUGUUGAAAAACUCGAGGAGAUGAUCUGUCCAAAACACGAUAAACUUUUGGAGGCUUACUGUCAUACUGACAAGGAAAGUAUCUGUUCGCUGUGCAUGAGAGAUGAGCAUAAACAACAUGAUGUGGCACCUGUAGCACGGAUAAUGACACAGAGUUCCUCGUCUCUUUCUGUCCCUCAUGGAUCAACAGACUUUUUGAGCGCUAAUGUCGGUUCUUGUCCAAAUGUGAGAAAAUCUUUCUCUAAGAAACUGAAGAAAAAAAUUGAUAAUUUUCUUAAUUUGGAAAUGGUGGCUGUAUCUGGUCAAAUAAUAUGCUACAAAAAUAAUAUUACUGAUGGACCCAAGAACAGGAAUCAGAUCUUACAGUAUUUGCAUGUCCUCUCAAUGGAUUCCAACACAAAUAAUGAAAUCCUUCAUCUAUCGGAUGGGAACCGAGUGGCUGGUAACACUGAUAGAGUCCAGCAGUAUCCUGAUCAUCCAGAAAGAUUUGACUCUUGGCCUCAGGUGUUGUGUAAAGAGAGUGUGUGCGGACGCUGUUACUGGGAGGUCGAGUGGAGUGGAGAUUUAGGGGUGGAAAUAUCAGUGUCCUAUAAGAGCAUCAGCAGAAAAGGAUGGGGUGAGGAGUGUAAAUUUGGAUGUAAUGAUCAGUCCUGGAGUUUGCAUUGCUCUCCUUCCAAAUUCACAUUUUGUGCAAAUAACAAAGAGAUUAAACUCAAUGUAAACUACAGGCCUUCUAGAAUAGGGGUGUAUGUGGAUUAUAAUGCAGGAACUGUGCAGUUCUUUAAAAUCUCUGACAAAAUGAAACUCAUCUACAUGUUCCAGAUAAAAUGUUCUCAACCGCUCUUUCCAGGUUUCAGGAUUUAUUUUGGUUCGGCAGUGAAACUGUGUGAUCCAGCAAGAAACUGUGGAUAA
Triplophysa dalaica is the source of this 1347-nucleotide messenger RNA. RefSeq names its product finTRIM family, member 54 (gene ftr54). NCBI's taxonomy places the organism in Eukaryota, Metazoa, Chordata, Actinopteri, Cypriniformes, Nemacheilidae. The coding region runs from base 1 to 1347 and encodes 448 amino acids. The transcript has 4 exons. The record is from RefSeq and is a predicted model, not a curated record. Gene Ontology annotation, molecular function: zinc ion binding; protein binding.